Molecule: messenger RNA, 2095 nt
Organism: Elaeis guineensis (African oil palm)
Lineage: Eukaryota; Viridiplantae; Streptophyta; Magnoliopsida; Arecales; Arecaceae
Product: probable WRKY transcription factor 4
Biological process (GO): regulation of DNA-templated transcription
Molecular function (GO): sequence-specific DNA binding; DNA-binding transcription factor activity
Source: RefSeq, a predicted model, not a curated record
GGCUUCCGCAUUCUAGGAGGUCCAAAAAUUCCAAAACCGAAUCCAAUUUCCAUCGAGGCCUCGAAUUCAAAGUUAUAACUAAAACGUAUAACAUCGAGUCUUUUGUCCCUCCGGCGGGAGCACUCCAAGAAGAUAGAUGGCGGAGCGAGACGGAGGAGCUCCGAAGGCGGCGGCGGCGGCUCCGCCUCCGCCGUGGCCGACCAUCGCCCUCCCACACUGGUCCUCCAUGGAGGGACUCUUCCGCGGCAGCGGGGCGGCGGACGUGAGCCCCGGCCCGAUGACCCUGGUGUCGAGCUUCUUCGCGGAGGAUCCGGAGGAGUACCGGUGCUUCUCCCAGAUCCUCGCUGGCGUUAUUGACUCUCCGGUGGCGCCGCCGCCCAGUAGGCCCGCGGCGGAGCAGCCGGCCGCUCCGACGGAGGGGGAUACUGGGGGAGUGGAAGAGAUGGGUCUGCGACAGAACCAUUCGCCGUUGGUUGCAGCGACGCCGGGGCUCAGCCUGUCAAGCUUGCUCGAGUCCCCCGCCGGGCUCAUCUCAUCUAAUUUGGGAUACUUUGGGAUAUCUCAUCAACAGGCCCCAGCUCAGGUAACAUCUCAGGCUGUAGAGUCUCAUUCUUACGUGCAUGUCCAAGCAGAAUAUCCAUCUCUUGCAGCAGCAUCAACCUCCUCGGCACUGCCUCCUGGUUCUUCAAUUAAUAUGUCAUCACUCCAACAGAUGCCACCUCUAUUAUUGGAUACAAAUAACGCAACGAUCAACUCUGCAGAUGGUUCCCAUUCUGAUCAUAAAUCUCAACCUGCUGCUUUCAUGGUUGACAAACCUGCUGAUGAUGGCUACAACUGGCGAAAAUAUGGGCAAAAGCAGGUAAAGGGAGGUGAAUAUCCUAGAAGCUACUAUAGAUGUACCCAUCCAAAGUGCCCGGUAAAGAAAAAAGUUGAACGCUCUCUUGAGGGCCAGGUAACAGAGAUAAUUUAUAAGGGCCAGCAUAAUCAUUCACCGCCCUCUCAAUGUAGGCGCAGCAAGGAAGGUGGUACCUUUCCAAGCGGAUGCAAUGAAUUAAAUGGGAGUUUUGAUUUUCCCUUGAAUCCUGAAACUGGCACUGCAAAUUUCAGCAGAUCAACUGAGACUAUGUCCAAGAGAGAUCGAGAUUCCAGCCAUUGGACACCUGAGCAGUUGUCCGGUUCCAGUGAAGGUGAAGGUGAUGGUGAACCAGGGACAGAUGAAGGGGGUGAUACCGAGCAAGAUCCAAAAAGAAGGAAUAUGGACACCAGGGUGAUGGAAUCAAGUUCACACAAGACAGUAACAGAACCAAGGAUUAUUGUGCAAACAACAAGUGAAGUCGAUCUUUUGGAUGACGGGUAUAGGUGGCGCAAAUAUGGACAGAAGGUGGUCAAAGGAAAUCCUCAUCCAAGGAGUUAUUACAGGUGCACUAAUGCGGGAUGCAAUGUCCGGAAGCACAUUGAAAGGGCUUCAACAGAUCCUAAAGCUGUUAUAACAACAUAUGAGGGGAAACAUAACCAUGAUGUACCAGCAGCUAGAAACAGCAGCCAUGCCACAGCAAAUGCUGGUGCUGCUACCAGCAGUAUACCACCAAGAGCGCAAAAUGCCAAUCCUGGCAGCCAACCCUCCUUUCAGGAAACAGAAUUUAUAAAUAAUGUCAGACGGCCGGUUGCAGUUUAUUUACUGAAAAAAGAGCAUGAUGCUGCUUAGACUUUCUGUGCCUUGGUAUUAGUGGUGGUCUGUGCACUGAAUUCAUGCGAACUUCCGAAUGGUCUUUGUGGAUUCUGGAGCAAAUGUCAUGCAUACACUUUCUACAAUUAUGGCAAACUACAGAAGGCCUUAGUUUAACAUCAAAAUGAAAGCAGAGUGAGAAAAGUGACAGAUUUUUGCUGGGAUGGCUGUGUCCCGCGGACGGUUGUCAUGUAUUUUUGUAUUCAAUAAUUUUAUCAUUUGCCACAGUUCUGAUGUACCUGUAGUUGUUUUCCUCUGUUCAUUCUUUUUUGUGUCCUCUUGUCUGGAUGCUGGUUAUUAAAGUGAUACCGCUUGUGGGUUCUACACAUAAUGACAUAUGGAUAAAAAUAUAUGGUUCUUUUUUGUCCC